This is a messenger RNA of Phoenix dactylifera (date palm), 2277 nucleotides long. RefSeq names its product cyclin J18 (gene CYCJ18). Lineage: Eukaryota; Viridiplantae; Streptophyta; Magnoliopsida; Arecales; Arecaceae. The record is from RefSeq and is a predicted model, not a curated record.
GGUGCCAGUUUCUUUAGCGUGGGCAAGCUGACCUUUUUCCCACCCUGUCGCUCUUCCGUCCGUCGUACAUCCGUUUCGCGCUCCCCUCGCAGAGCUUUCCCGCCAACGAGAUACACAGGCGCGCGCAAACAACACACGGAGAGAGAUGGAGAUGGAUAUGUCGUCGUCCUCCUUGGCCGCCAUCCCUUCAACCUUGCGUUAUCGUUUGCUGGAGUUCCUCCUCCACGCCUCUUCGCAACUCCAAUGCCCCCCAAUCGUCAAGUACACGGCUCUCUCCUUCUUCGCCGAUCGAUUCCUCCCUUCUCUCCGCAGAAGGAAGGCGAUGUUGCUCGAUGGGAGGGACGGAGUGAGCUGGCUCUUGGAUCCACCAAGGGAGAGCAAUUUGCAGCUCUUUGCCCUCAUUUCCUUAUGGAUUUCUAGUAAAAUGCAUGAUUCUCGUCCCCUGUCUGUGAAGAGCAUGAAGGCUUUGGGAGACGACCUCAUCACCGAUCAGCAUUUCAUGGCUCGGGAUUACGCUGAAGCUGAAUUGGUCUUUAUGGAGGCAUUUGGAUUUGAGAUUGGAGCUUCAAACAUUGUAUUCGUCUUCCUUGAGGAUCUUCUCAUUCAGUUCAGGGAAUUGUCAAUGUUAGGGGAGCUAUUGAGGUCUGAUGUGUGCAUGGAAAUCAUGGAUCUCCUCUAUGAGACAGAAGACAUGUCAAUGCUCUUCAGCUCCCCCUGUUCUCUUGCAGCAUCUAUCCUUGUGACUGCAUAUACUAUUUCAAUCCCAAAGCAACGAUGGGAAUUUCCACUUCUACCUUGGGUGAAAUUUGUUACUUCCUAUGAUGAAGAUGACAUCAGAAGGAUUGUAUCAUGCAUUCUUGGACAUGUGCUGAAGCCUGAGAUAACAGAGUAGAUGCUUGAUGAAGUAAUCUCAUUGUGAAGCUUGUCAUGGGAUGGCACCUAGUGACUUCUGUACCUGAUUCAUGUAAUGAAUGAAACUAGUUAAGGAUCUUAGGUUAUGCUUUGCCUGUUCAUUUGCCUUGACAUGGACUUUGUCUCCGUCUCUGAAUUUUUCACUAUGUUCUCAUGUUGGCUGGGGAUGCACACGAAAACAAUGAAAGGCAGUAAAAUGGAUGUCUUUAUUGCUUGACCCCCAUCCUUUGGAAGGAAUCAACCGGAUGACUUUUUAGUCAAUCCUGCCUCCGCUUCCUCUCAAGCAUCUAUUUGGACGUCCUCCUUUCCCUUCCAGUUGCUGUUUUCAGCUCAAGCUGAGGCUACUGCGUGUAGGGAAUGAAAUAGAUCAGAUAUGGGUCGGGUCGGCCAAUACCCGUAUCCACUCCAUAAUUAAAAACUUUAUAUCCAUAUCCAUUCUGUACUCAUUUUGGACGGUUGGGUGAGGUAAACUAGAUGGUAUAGGUCGGAUUGAAUUGCAUGGAAUAGACAAGUUAGUUCAGAUUGAGUCGAACUCAUCGUAGGGAUUCUAAAAUAAUUGUUACUUUAGAAAGAAAAAAAUUUAGAUUAUAGUUAUUUCAUGCCGGAUUUGGAGUGGGGCAUCCGAAGCAAAACCGUCUCGGGUAUUUUAUAUUAAACCCGUACCCGCUUUGGGGUUUAAAUAAAUGAGGUAAAAUCCACCUAUGUUGGUGUCGGGCUGGAUAUUUGGUGGAUUGUUGCGAACCCUAAUUGGACGCUCUUAUUUUUAUUUGUAACAAGGCUUGUCCUCCCAACAAAAGGCAAAAAAAAACAAAAAAAAGGGAGUGGAUAUUUUCAAUGCAUUCAUUGUCACUUCCAGAUAUGGCAUUAUAAUUCGCUGCCAGAAAAGAAACAGAAGAAAAGAAAAGGAAGAAGAAAGAGUGAAAGAAAGAUCUCUUGAACAUUGCAUGAUUCAACACCACUGGUGUUCAUCGUAAGAGUGAUUCACAUGCUACCAACUAUGAAUGAGAAGCUCCUGGAGUAAGAAAAUAUUGUGAGCAAAUUAAUGUCGCCGAUGGGUUUAUCCAAAACCCUGAAUAUGAUGUUGUUAACAAUGUUAGCUUUUUGGUAAUCAUGAGCCUUGUUGUCCUGAAAACUUUAUAGCCGUCGUAGGAGAGAGAAAUUGGGCUUCCUCAGUACCCCCCGGCGGAAACAAACUUUGAGCUAUCCUGCUAAUCAAUGUGUGACAAAAAUAUGGAACCAUCCAGUCCCACUUUCCAUCUUAACCCAAUCUUUUCACUACAUUAUAAGGAAAAGAAAUUCCAAUUGGCAUGAUCAAGUGCUUUUCCGACAGUAGCUUAGGAAACAAUUAAAAAAAAAAAAAAAAAA